Messenger RNA from Pimephales promelas (fathead minnow), 3070 nucleotides. It is a transcript of the gene plk2a, whose product is annotated as polo-like kinase 2a (Drosophila). Gene Ontology annotation, biological process: mitotic spindle organization; protein phosphorylation. Gene Ontology annotation, cellular component: nucleus; cytoplasm; kinetochore. Gene Ontology annotation, molecular function: ATP binding; protein binding; protein serine/threonine kinase activity. Lineage: Eukaryota; Metazoa; Chordata; Actinopteri; Cypriniformes; Leuciscidae. The record is from RefSeq and is a predicted model, not a curated record.
UUCUCCCAGUCGGACUCGAGCAUGGACAUACUCAGGACUAUAACACACCACCAUCAUCAUCAUCACCACCAUCAGCCUGUGAACAACGGCAAGAUGUGUGAACACACACACCACAGACCCACUGAGAGCAGACGAGGGAAAGCAGAGGAUAAUAAUAAUGCUCAUGCCACGCAAGAAAUGUCACGCAUCAUCACGGAUUCAACCACUGGGAAAUGUUACUGUAGAGGAAAAGUUUUGGGCAAGGGCGGUUUUGCCAAAUGCUAUGAAUUUACAGAUCUAAGCUCUGGGAAAAUGUAUGCAGCCAAAAUCAUUCCACACACACGCGUCUCCAAACCUCACCAAAGGGAAAAGAUCGACCGAGAAAUCGAAUUGCACAGAGCCCUGCAUCACAAACACAUCGUUCACUUCUACCACCACUUCGAGGACAAAGAUAACAUCUACAUCCUGCUUGAAUACUGCAGCAGACGGUCCCUAGCACAUAUUCUCAAGGCCCGAAAGGUGCUUACAGAACCAGAGGUUCGGUACUACCUGAGACAGAUCGUCUCGGGGUUAAAGUAUCUCCACGAGCAAGAAAUUCUGCACAGAGACCUUAAACUAGGCAACUUUUUCAUCAAUGAAUCAAUGGAGCUCAAGGUCGGAGACUUCGGUCUGGCUGCGAAGCUCGAGCCGGUUGAGAACCGUAGGAGAACAAUAUGCGGGACGCCAAACUACCUGUCGCCUGAAGUCCUCAACAAGCAAGGGCACGGCUGUGAAUCUGACGUCUGGGCUCUCGGCUGUGUGAUGUACACCAUGCUUUUGGGAAGACCUCCUUUUGAAACCACAAACCUUAAAGAAACGUACCGGUGCAUUCGUGAAGCGCGAUACUCCAUGCCGUCGUCUUUGUCGCCCCAAGCCAAGCAUCUCAUCAGCAAUAUGCUGGCCAAAAACCCUGUGGAAAGGCCACAACUCGACGAUAUUCUACGCCACGACUUUUUCUGCCAGGGUUUCACACCAGACAGACUGUCUUCGAGCUGCUGCCACGCGGCCCCAGAUCUCCACCACACCAGUCCUGCCAAGAGCUUCUUCAAGAAAGCUGCUGCCGCCCUGUUCGGUGGGAAGAAGGACAAAGCCAAGUACUUGGAGACUCACAAUAAACCAACCAAGGAAGAGGAUGACAUAAACAAACUAUGCCUUGACCUCCGGAAAGCUUCACUCAGCCCCCAACCCUGCAGAAAACCCCUUGAGGACACUAAGCCCCCGAUCACAACUGCUGGAAGAGCAGCUGUUCCCGCAGUGAAGGACACCGGCAGCAAGCAGCACAUUAGAGACAGCAUUCGGAUGAUCGUGCGGGGAACGCUGGGGAGCUGCAGUAGCAGCAGCGAAUGUCUUGAGGACAGCACAAUGGGUAGCGUUGUGGACUCUGUUGCACGAGUAUUGCGCGGCUGUCUGGAGAACAUGCCGGAAGCUAAUAACAUUCCCAAAGAGAGCAUGAACGGCAGCUUCCAGUGGGUGACGAAGUGGGUGGACUAUUCCAACAAGUACGGCUUCGGCUACCAGUUGUCGGAUCACACAGUUGGCGUCCUCUUCAACAACGGCACUCACAUGAGCCUUCUGUCGGACAAAAAGACGGUGCAUUACUAUGCAGAGCUGGGGCAGUGUUCGGUCUUCCCCACUACUGAAGCCCCAGAGCAGUUUGUCGGUCAGGUCACCAUCUUAAAAUACUUCGCCCACUACAUGGAGGAGAAUUUGAUGGAUGGAGGUGAUUUACCCAACGUAACGGAUGCGGGCAAACCCAGACUGUACCUUCUUCAGUGGCUCAAAUCUGAUCGAGCACUCAUGAUGCUCUUCAACGAUGGCACUUUCCAGGUCAACUUCUACCACGAUCACACCAAGAUCAUCCUGUGCAAUCAGAGUGAAGAAUACCUCUUGACGUACAUCAACGAGGACCGUGUUUCCACCACGCUGCGUCUCAGCACGCUCCUCGUGUCGGGAUGCUCACCGGACCUUCGCACCCGCAUGGACUACGCACUUGACAUGCUGUUGCAGAGAUGCAACUGAACCGCACGAGCGCACCGAGACUGGGAUACUUCGAAAAGACGAGAACGUGGACUACUUACGACUGGACGGGAGAGUGUUGAAGAUGGGAGGAGAUGAAAUGGAUUAUGAGUUUUACAAAAGGACUGAACUGAGCUGGGCUGGAACCAGAGACGAUGAUAGUGUUUUAAAUGCAGAAAUCUUGCUUUGUUGAAGCCAAACGGAGAUAUUAACUCUUUCCCCGCCCGAAUCACAUUCACGAGAUUUUCACGGCCUCCAGAAUAUUUUGUUGUGCGAAUAAACAUUCAAUAUAUUGAAAGAAAGAAAGAACAGAGCCUCGGCUUUUAAAGUUUAAACUAACGAAAAUAUAUCCACACUUGAAUGUGGAUAAGAAACAAAAAGCGGAGAAAAUCUCGUUUAAAGACUUUAAUCGUAGAUCGAGUCCAUCUUCACAGUCGUUCGCUCUUCAUGGGUUCGACAUUUCAUUCGAUAACAAUAUUCAGUUUUUGUUUGAUCACGUAAAUGAUCAUAUUCUUCGUUUGUUUUUGGAUUUGGAGAUUUCAGAAGUUGCGCAACAGCGCCCCCUACCAAACCCAGAUUCCCGGGGAAACCUUGUCAAUGGCGGGGAAAGAGUUAAAGUUGAGGAAAGAAGGCUUUAGAAAGGCAGGGUGGUUGGAUGUAGCUCUCUUGAGAGCAGAUUUCGUUUAACUGUGAAAACAUUCCCGCUUAAGGACACGGGCUACAGAGUGAAAUGAUCCCAUGCUGUAGUUCAACAUUUCACUGUGCGCACGCUCUGCAACGCCAUGGACGUAACUUAUUAUCAGACAGAACCCACUAUUUAUUUAUUUAAUAAAGAUGAUCUUAGUGUUCAUGAGUGAUGUUUCAAGAGCACACGUUAUUUAAUUGUUCAGUGUAAUAAUCGUGUCCUUUUGCGUCAAUCUCCCGGGGCAUCAUGGGAGUUGAGACAAACUCAUUAUGCAAGGCCGGUCGCAAAACCGCAAUCUGCGUUUGUCUUGUCUUGAUGUUUGUAUAAAGAUUAAAGAUGAAUAAUAUUGUG